Messenger RNA from Peniophora sp. CBMAI 1063, 972 nucleotides. NCBI's taxonomy places the organism in Eukaryota, Fungi, Basidiomycota, Agaricomycetes, Russulales, Peniophoraceae. The record is from the annotation of a GenBank genome assembly.
AUGUCCUCGAUCCACACCAUCCAACUCAAAACUGCUCUGAAGGACGCCAGAGAAGCCUUACCCGCCGUAAUCCUAGGAAGCUACCUCUUCGGUGUUUUCACGCUCCUUGUGGCCUUCUCAAUUCAUAUCCUGCGGCGAAAAGGAAUACGCACCCGCGCUUACGCCGCCAUGCUUAUACUCAUCGUACUCAUGUACUUACUAGCGGCGACUUCCUGGGCAAUUCUUGCCUCUGUGCUGCUGCGAGUUGUUGAGGAUCCCCAAGAGUACGCACACCAAGAAGCAAGUGCUCUCAUCAUCAAGGAUAAGACACUCCAAUGGUGCCUGGGUCUGAACAUCUUCAUGAGUGAUAUCAUUCUUGCCUGGAGGACGUGGUCGCUAUGGUCGGAUAGCCGUAAAAGAACAUGGAUAGGCGGAAUCGCAAUAAUUCUGCUGUUCGCAACAGCUGUCGCGGGCACGGCAGAUCUGGGCAUCUACAGCCUUCAUACCGUCAUCCCAGACCAGCAGAACGAUGGCGCGCUAGGUUAUGACAACGUACCAUCCGUCCUCUAUGCAAACUUCAGUGGCGAUAUAAGCGUCGUGUUCAGCGCGAUCUUGAACGUUCUGUGUGUCCUUUUCACCGCGACGAAGAUACAGCAACUCAAGAUACUGCAGAGGUCCAUUGAUCGCCGUCUCUCUAACAACCGCAUUGGCAGGAUCCUCUUCUUGUUGGUAUCAUGCGAGCUAGUAUACUGCAUCUUCUGGAUAUACUGGGUCGCCAUCAGCUUUCGAGACAUAGGCAGCGACAUUCCCGACCUGAACGUGACGCUCCUCAUGUGCAACAACACUGUCGCCGUACAGAUCAACGGAAUCAUGCCAACCUUCGUCAUUGUAUGCGUAUCACUGCAGCAAGUCAACGCCCACGACGAAAUGCCCUCAUCUCCCUCGCCCGCAUUCCGUUGCUACCUCCACAAUGGCUGGCAUGGAUCGUUGUGA